CAGACGAGCGAGGAAGCGAGGGGAGGAGAUCUAGAGCAGCGAACGAGAAGGACAGCGUGAGCAGCCAUGGAGAAGACCAUCAAGGACCACCUGGUAGGCGCUCUGGACGACCUGAGCAGCGAGAACCUGAAGAAAUUCAAGAACAAGCUGUGCGAUCGUAAGGGGGAGCCUCGCGUGCGGCGCGGCAACGUGGAGAAGUUGGAGUACACCGUGGAGCUCGCGGACCUCCUCAUCAACACCUUCACCACGAGGAGCGCCGUGCAGGUGACGGUGGAGAUCUUAACGGCCAUCGGCUGCAAUCAAGUCGCAGAGGACCUGAAGAGGGACACCGAGGGCGACGGUCCUGCGCCCCAGCCUGAGGUGCGGAACGACAAUGUACCUGUGCCCCAGCCUCAGGUGCAGGACUCCGCUGUACCUGCACCCCAGAGGUCAGCAGGGGUGGCGAGGACUCCGCCAGGUGGUUACGAUCAGCCGGACACUUCUGCAGUGCUUAUUCCCAGCAGCCUGGAGUUCAAACAGACCGUCCUCAGAGAACAAGGACAGAAGAUUUACCCUGUUCUAGAUAAGGCAGUGAGGAAGCGUUUGGCUCUGCUGAUCAACAACGUGGAGUUUGACUGUAAGGAAAUGAAGAGGAACGGAGCUCAGAGAGACGAGGAGAACAUGGAGAAGCUGCUGAGAGGUCUGGGCUACGACGUCGUAAAACACACCAACCUCUCCGGACAGGAAAUGGACGAGGCGGUAAAAAGCUUUGCUGGACGUAGUGAGCACAAAGAAUCAGACAGCACCUUCGUGGUUAUAAUGUCCCACGGCAAGAGAGACGCCAUUUUGGGGGUCCAUUAUGGAGUAAACAACCUGACUGACGUCCUCCCUGUCGAUAAUAUCUACUCCCACCUGAACUCGCAGAACUGUCCAGCUCUCAUCAACAAACCCAAAGUGAUUCUAAUUCAGGCCUGCAGAGGAGGUGAGAAUGGCAGUGUGUGGGUUGCUGAUGGUGAACCAGGCCAGUUGUGGAACAUGGAGAGUGACGUGUGGGAGCACAAGGAGAAGGACUUCAUCUCCCUGCUGUCCUGCACACCUGAUACCAAAUCUUACAGGCACAAACUGAAUGGAUCUCUUUUUGUUGGAUUCCUGGUGGAGGUGUUCAACGCUAACGCCAACAAGGAUGACAUCGAGGAGCUGUUCCGACAGGUUAUGAGGCGUUUCGAGGAAUUCGGGAUGCUGAAGCAGAUGGUGUGUAAGGACCGCACCACUCUGCUGAAGCUUUUCUACCUUUUCCCUGGACUCUGAUGCUCCGAGUCACUCAGUGCGUCUUAAAGUGGAAUUCUCACUUUGUUAACUGUGAUAUUUUCUUCCAAAUUGCCUCUUUCCUUAAUGUUCUCUUAAAUCAUAGAAACCUCUCUGUCCUCUGGUGCCUACGGGAGCAGGUCAGCAAAAUGUCAGCAAUAUGCUUGUAAUAGGUUAGUAAUAUACCAGUAAUAUUCCAGCAAAAUAUUAGUAGUAGGUCAGUGACAUGUCAGUAGAAUACCAGUAAUGUUAGUAAUAUGACAGCAAUGUAUUAGUAAUAUUUGACAGAUAGGUCAGUAAUAUGCCAGUGAUAUAACACCAAUACUUCAGUAAAGCCCUAUUGGAGCUGGAUUAGUUUGACCAGAGGAGGUCCGGUAAUGUUGUUUUUGUGUGAUUUAACUAGCCAAUUCGCACAGAAUAAAGUUUAAUGGUUUCCCCAAAUUACCUCAAAAGCCCGUCUCGAAACAUUGCGUGGACAUUUGCAUCAGCAUUAUGCGACAGGUGCCACGCUACUGAACAAUAACAACAGGCUAAUUGAUAUAUAGACUAACGUUAGGCUAGUAAGUGGGUUCAUUUAACUUACCAAAUGCCGCCCAACAAGACAGAAAACACACUGCCUUGCGAGAGGUUGUCCUUGUAAUUUGGCCAUCAUGAACUUGAGGAUUAAGGAAUUGGUCAAAUUGAGCUCCAUUUAGCUGUUAGCCUCGUCGUCAAGUCACAAAAAAGAAAAUAAAGGCAGGCCCUGUAAUUUUCCCAUUCCACCUUAAAUGGGGCAGAUGCCAUAAUGUUGCUACUGCACCAUUUAAGGUGGAACGGGAAAUCUGAGAUGCCAGAAUGUAACUGCUGCACCAUUUAAGGUGGAAUGAGAAAAUUCAAACAGCAAGCCGAAAAAGAGUAAGACAACUUCAGCCUUGUCUGUUUUCUAUGACCCACUUUUGUUAUUACAGUACUGAGAUGUCAAUUCGAGCAGGACUGCUAUUACUGAGCUCUGAGUUGGCAGUUUAUAGGAGGUAAUUCACUCCAGAAUUAUUGUAAAAAAUAUGGACAUAACAGAUUUGUACUGGAUUAAAAUCAUGGAUUUUGACCAUAAUCACUCAGAUUACGGCACCUCCCCAUGUUAUACUAAGCCUGCUUGAAAAGAGCUUAAUAUGUCAAUGAUAUGUCAGUAGCAUGUUAGUGAUAUGUCAGUAAAAUGUCAGGAAUAUAUCAGCAAUAUGUCAGUGAUAUGUCAGCAAAAUUCUAGCAAUAUGUCAGUGAUAUUUCAGUAAUGUGUCAGUGAUGUCAGUGAUAUGUCAGGAAAAUUUCAAUAAAAUGUCAGUAAUAUUCCAGCGGUAUGUCAGUGAUAUGUCAGGGAUAUGUCUGUAAUAUACCAGCAAUAUAUCAGUGACAUGUCAGUGAUAUGUUAGUGAUAUGUCAGGGAUAUGUCAGGAAAAUGUCUGUAAUAUAUCAGCAAUAUGUCAGGGAUAUGUCAGGGAUAUGUCAGUAAUGUACCAGCAAUAUGUCAGGGAUAUGUCAGGGAUAUGUCAGUAAUGUACCAGCAAUAUGUCAGGGAUAUGUCAGGGAUAUGUCAGUAAUGUACCAGCAAUAUGUCAGAGAUAUGCCAGUGACAUGUCAGUAAUAUACCAGCAAUAUGUCAUUGAUAUGUUAGUGAUAUAUCAGUGAUAUGUCAGGGAUAUGUCAGGGAUAUGUCAGUAAAAUACCAGCAAUAUAUCAGUGAUAUAUCAGUGAUAUGUCAGUAAUAUACCAGCAAUAUGUCAGCAUAUGUCAGUGAUAUGUUAGGGGUAUGUCAGCGAUAUGUCAGGGAUAUGUCAGUAAUAUGUCAGCAAUAUGUUAGUGAUACGUCAGGCAUAUGUCAGCGAUAUGUUAGUGAUAUGUCAGUGAUAUGUCAGCGAUAUAUCAGUGAUAUGUCAUGGAUAUGUCAGGGAUAUGUCAGCGAUAUAUCAGUGAUAUGUCACGGAUAUGUCAGGGAUAUUGUAACCAUUUGCCUAGAGAACCCACUAGGUAAUUAGGGUUGUAACAGGAUGGUUACAAUAUGUCAGUGAUAUGCCAGGGAUAUGUUAGUCAGUGUGCUGGUUUUCCUGACAUCACAAAAGCGAUGAAUUCCAAAUAGUUUCAUUUCCAUAUAUGGACUGAAUAGACUGAAAAGCAAAGCUUAUGUUUUGGUGCUUUAACAGUGUUUGUCACCUAUAUCUACUACUCUUAUUUCAAGAAAGCGAGGGAAUUUUGAUUUUCCAUAAUGUGAUCACUUUAAUGUACAUGUGAAGUAAUGAAGACUUAAAAAUGUGCAGAAAAGUGUCAUUUAAAGACCAACAUGUGGAGCCUGUGCCGUUAAAUACAGUUUGAUAACAUAUAAUGAUCCUGCAGUGCCCUUCAUAUAAAGUGCUGUAAUUGCAGUUUUAAAUAAAGAGACAUUUUGGUUUGAAA
Messenger RNA from Colossoma macropomum (tambaqui), 3708 nucleotides. Its product is annotated as caspase-1-like. Bases 67 to 1287 code for a protein of 406 amino acids. The record is from RefSeq and is a predicted model, not a curated record. Gene Ontology annotation, biological process: proteolysis. The transcript has 7 exons. Lineage: Eukaryota; Metazoa; Chordata; Actinopteri; Characiformes; Serrasalmidae. Gene Ontology annotation, molecular function: cysteine-type endopeptidase activity.